AUGGCAACUUUGGCUUGUUUGAUCAAACCGUUGCUGUUCAGCGUAGUGAUAUUGCUGUUGCUCAACUUAGCAAAGGGCGAGUUUGCAGUACAGUUUGGUGAAUCGCUUAAACCAUGUCCGGGCGCGAUGGAAGACACACUGCUCCUGGACUUAUCCGAGCUUCAGGUCAUUCCGGAUGAAAACGAUAGCAUGGUACUGAACGGAAAAGUACGCCUGAACCGCGAACUUGAGAGCCCACUCGAGGUAAACAUUUACACCAAAAGACUGGAGCAGGGCGAAUGGAAUGAUGCGGUGUUGGGACGCAAGAUACUUGACAUUUGCCCAUUGCUACAGAUUAGCACAGAGCCCUGGUUCGUCAUCACAAGCGUAAUGGGCAAAAAGGACUGUCCAUUCACUAAAGGCCACGAGGAAUCCUUUGCGAUGCUACCGGUCGGUGAUUUUGGUAUAGAGAUACCUCCGGAUUUCGUAGGCGAUUGGAAAGGAUUCUUCGAGGUAAGCUCAAAGGCCCAAAUGUCCUGCAUGAUGAUGGAGUUCAGCAUCGUGGAGGUGUAG
Anopheles maculipalpis is the source of this 552-nucleotide messenger RNA. RefSeq lists its product as uncharacterized. Lineage: Eukaryota; Metazoa; Arthropoda; Insecta; Diptera; Culicidae. The coding region runs from base 1 to 552 and encodes 183 amino acids. The record is from RefSeq and is a predicted model, not a curated record. The transcript has 4 exons.